GCCGCAUCUGCACCUUUGCGAGACGUGGAUAGCGAACAAGAAUACAUCUGAACAAAGACGUCACUUUUUUUACUUUCUGUGACAUCGUGUUGCUUCCUAAGAUAUCAUCAUGCUUACACGGCACUACAUCCAUAAUUUGCCGCAUCGGUCAGCUGGGAUACGUUUUUUGGCACCUAGGCUUGGCAGGCGUGUGAGCUGCGCUCGCUCACUUGUGGAGCCACGUCCAUCUAUUGACCCACUUGCGAACAAGCCGCGUGCUGUAAAAGCGGCUCCAGGCAGUGUGUACACGGUUUACACACCGGAGGAGGUGGAUGCCCUGCUGAACGAGCACAAGGACCGAUUGGUCGUUAUAAUGUGCAAGGCCUCGCACUGCAAGCCUUGCAAGACAUUCAUGUCCACCUAUCAACGGAUGGCGGAACUGCUGCCGGACAGCUUGCUGUUGGACGUUACCGGGGAUAGCUCGGCGGAAACCAAGAAGCUCAUGGUGCAGUGGGGGGUUAAGUCCACCCCAACGUUCCGCAUGUACCGGGGCGGUGAGUGCGUGGCGGUGGUGACGGGAGCCAAGGAGGCCAAGGUGCUUCCCGCGUUGACGGACUGCCUGCGUGACGGCGAGCGUGGCAAGCAGUUGCAACCCGAGGACCUUGAGGAUGCUGGCUCGGAUGAUGAGAUGUGAGGCAAUUAAAG
Molecule: messenger RNA, 684 nt
Organism: Volvox carteri f. nagariensis
Lineage: Eukaryota; Viridiplantae; Chlorophyta; Chlorophyceae; Chlamydomonadales; Volvocaceae
Gene: trx4
Product: thioredoxin
Exons: 4
Coding region: 110-673 (187 amino acids)
Source: RefSeq, a predicted model, not a curated record